Monopterus albus (swamp eel) is the source of this 4614-nucleotide messenger RNA. RefSeq names its product MAP/microtubule affinity-regulating kinase 4b (gene mark4b). Gene Ontology annotation, biological process: protein phosphorylation; intracellular signal transduction; microtubule cytoskeleton organization. Gene Ontology annotation, molecular function: ATP binding; tau-protein kinase activity; protein binding. Gene Ontology annotation, cellular component: cytoplasm. The transcript is spliced from 16 exons. NCBI's taxonomy places the organism in Eukaryota, Metazoa, Chordata, Actinopteri, Synbranchiformes, Synbranchidae. The record is from RefSeq and is a predicted model, not a curated record. The coding region runs from base 909 to 3023 and encodes 704 amino acids.
CCUGUUACCGUUGACGUCCCUCUCCUCCCUCCGUCUCGUCUCGUCGCUGUGUUUUUUUCCGGAGGGGUCCGUUCUCCUAUCUGAAAACAAACCGGUAGUCACGUCUCCGUGUUCUGCCGCUGCUCAUCCUACGGCCGACACCGAGUGAGCGGAGCUGAGGGCGGCCUGGGCUCCGAGGAGAAGCUGGAAACCGCCUGGGAGGCUGCAUAUCCGCCGCUUUCUUGUAAUACAACCGCAUUUUGCCAUUGGUUUAUUCCCCGAAGCCCCGAGCAUCUCUCGGUGUCUCAUAAUGUUGUUUUAGGCGGGUUGGACUCUGUUUUUGUGACGGUUUCUUCGUGGGAGCCAGCUUUUGACGUUUUGGUAUUAGCCGGCUAACAAGAGAACAGACACUCGCCCUUUCCCCCGCUCAGCCCGUGGUGGCCAAAGACCCAGCGACCGUUCCGUUUGCCUCCAUGGUUCCGUUUUGCCCCCAGUCUCACCAGAAGACAAUGCUGCUGCAAGUGAACCGGUGACCUACGGGGCUGCUUUGUGAACGAUCCGGCCGGUGUGCCCCGACAUGGUGCGUUAGCGUCUGGGAAGCACUGGGGGAAAGUGGAAAGCUCAGUGGUGGCUUCGGUCCGGGCGGUUUCUUCUUCCGAUGAGGCUGGGCUGAUAGCAACACACCCGCCAGACAUGAGGUUUGUUUUCACGCAUCAGGUAUAAGCUGGAUCGCCGUCUUGGUGGUCUGUGCUGCCUUCACGGACUGUGACAAUGAGGACUGUAUGAGAAGUGAGGCUGUUUUUUAAUGAUACACGGAGCCUGGUGUGAGGGACAAACGGGCUGAGGGGUGUUUUUAACCCACUGUGAACACGAAACCAGAGCCUGCGUAUUUUUUCCUCCUGGACGGCGAAGCGCACUCAGGGACGGCUAUGUCUUUACGCACAGCACUGCCUGGGAACGAGCGGAACCCGGACCAUCACACCUCGCUGUCAGUCAGCCGCUCAGAAAAGGGCGCUGGCUGGUCAAGCCGUGCGCUUGGAGCCCGAUGUCGCAACUCCAUCGCCUUGUGUUCAGACGAGCAUCCGCACAUCGGAAACUACCGGCUGCUCAAAACCAUCGGCAAGGGCAACUUUGCCAAGGUCAAACUGGCACGACACAUCCUGACCAGCAGAGAGGUUGCAAUAAAGAUCAUCGAUAAAACACAGCUCAACCCAACCAGCCUACAGAAGCUGUAUCGAGAGGUACGCAUCAUGAAAAUGCUCAACCAUCCCAACAUCGUGCGGUUGUUUGAGGUGAUUGAGACAGAGAAGACUCUUUACCUGAUUAUGGAGUAUGCCAGUGGAGGUGAAGUGUUCGACUACCUCGUGUCUCACGGCAGAAUGAAGGAGAAAGAAGCUAGAGCCAAGUUCAGACAGAUUGUCUCAGCAGUGCACUACUGUCAUCAGAAGAACAUUGUUCACAGAGACUUGAAGGCGGAGAACCUGCUACUAGACGCAGACUCUAACAUCAAAAUAGCUGACUUUGGCUUCAGUAAUGAGUUCACUGCGGGCAGUAAACUGGACACGUUCUGUGGCUCCCCGCCUUAUGCUGCCCCAGAACUCUUCCAGGGGAAGAAGUACGAUGGUCCAGAGGUGGACAUCUGGAGUCUGGGCGUCAUCUUGUACACACUGGUCAGUGGGUCCUUGCCCUUUGACGGACAGAACCUAAAGGAACUGCGGGAGCGCGUUUUGAGGGGAAAGUAUCGCGUGCCCUUCUACAUGUCCACAGACUGCGAGGGAAUCCUGCGCCACUUCCUGGUCCUCAACCCCGCCAGGCGCUGCUCUCUGGAGCAAAUAAUGAAAGAUAAAUGGAUUAAUAUUGGCUAUGAGGGUGACGAGCUGAAGCCCCACACAGAGCCUGAGGAGGACUUCAGCGAUACCAUCCGCAUUGAUGUGAUGGUUGGAAUGGGCUUCACCAGAGAGGAGGUCAGAGAGGCUCUGGUCAGUCACAAGUACAACGAGGUCACCGCCACAUACCUGCUGCUGGGAUGCAAGAAUGAGACGGAGGGCAGUGAGUCUCGGUCUGGAAGCAGUCUGAGUCUGGCUCGAGUCCGGCCCAGCGCCAUCACUAACGGAACCAGCAAACACUCCACUUCCUCUUCCUCCUCCGGAGCACCGUCAUCUUCCUCUGGCCAGAAGCCACAGCGCAGUGCCUCGACCUACCACCGCCAGAGACGACACUCAGACUUCUGUGGUCCAUCGGUUCCAGGGUCAACGCACCCCAAGCGAAGUCCCAGUGGUGUAGGCGAGGGGGUGGGGCUUAAGGAGGAGCGACUGUCGGUUCGCAAGCCAAGCACCAGUACUGUUGGGUCCCGUAGCCUCCCGACCCCCUCUAGUCCCAUGGUUAGCUCUGCUCACAACCCUAAUAAGGCCGAGAUACCUGACCGACGCAAGGAAGUCAGCUCAGCCACAAAUAACAUCCCUGCUAGUGCCAUGGCUCGAAGAAACACGUACGUGUGUACAGACCGGUCCAACACCGAUAGACACUCGCUGCUGCAAAACGGCAAGGACGGCAGUACCUUGUCCCACCGCCUUCCCCCUGCUUCCCCCUCAACCCACAGCAUCGCCGGUGCGUCUGGGGCCUCCUCCUCAUCCUCCACACCCUCCUCCCGCUUGUCCAGGGGGUCCACGGUAAGGAGUACUUUCCACGGAGGGCAGAUUAGAGACCGUCGUCCUCCCUCCCAUGCUGCCCCAGCUUCCCCCACACUGUCCCACGAUGCCAGCCCACUACCCCACGCCAGGACUCGGGCUACGACCAACCUGCUAAGCAAGCUGACCUCCAAGCUGACCCGGAGGGUCACUCUUGACCCUACUAAGCGUCAGAACUCAAACAAGUCCAUGUCGGGCUGCACCCUCCCACAGGGGACAAAAACAGUUAGUAAGUUUUCUUUUCCCAUGUUUUCCGGCUGCUGUCUGACUGUCUGCCUGCCACGUCAUCCCCUCUACCCCUCAUUCGCUGUCUGUUGCAGGUUAGAGUUUAGUGAUACAAACAUUAAUCCGAGGUGAAGCUGCUCCACGCACAGGAAUUUAAUCAGUGGUUGAGUUUAGUUGAACACCUGUACUGAGUCGAUGUGAUCUAGAGAACCUCUGGUCCUGUAGGAGAUGGAGGUGGACACUAUAGAUCAGGUCUCCUGUCACAGCACGCUGGACAGUUUACUCCUUUUCUUGUAAAUAAAUUGAACAUUAAUUUAGAGAUAAAAUAACCUGAUCAGAAUGAACACGUUUGGUUCAUCUUAACUGUUCAGUUUCGUAUCAUAAUGCUGACUCGUAUUACAGUAUAACCACAUGUGUUGAAAGCCUAGUUACCUUAGUAUAGAUGAUUAACUACCAUCUCAUGGUGCAGUGUAUCGUCACUGUGACCAAAGUCUUAUUUAGACAACUUUCAGACUGUGCCCAUAAAGGUUUGGCUCAGUUUACACCGAUUAUUUCUUUCUGUAGAGCAGCUUUAUGUUUGUGUGACUACAACUCAGAUCAGCAGCUGUCUGCCUGAAUGUCUGUCUGUCUGUCUGUCUGUCUGUCUGUCGGCACUGCUCGUGUCUCUGCUGGCUGGGCUUUAUGUCGUAGCACUCACCGACGGCUGGAGGUGACUCCUCAUCAUUUCCCACUUCCAACAAAACACGCUAUUGGUUUUCUGGAACAAGUGGUGGGCAUGUUUUAUUUAUUUAUUUUAGGUCUGGCUGUUGAAGUUUGUCCCCAUUUCUACACAGUGGAUUUUAAUGUUGGCAUUAGAUCAAAUGGAGCAGUUGUCUGUUAGGCUUGUAUGGGCAGAAAUCACCAGUCACACACACAACUGGCUUUUCAAAUAAUCAGCCUUAUGGAGAAGUGUUUGUGUGUCCCCUGGAGUAUGUGAGUUUACUGCUACUCAGCUGCUGUAGCCUCGGCCUCGUAAUCAGCUCCGUGGGUUUGUGUUGUUAACAAAUCAGCAGUGAGGCAGCAGGAUCCAAGACAGGAAAGGGACGGACGGUGCUUCAUUGGUGUUUUAUACGAGACGGAAGGCAGCGGGUAAAAGGCAACGUAAGACCGUUCACUGCUUCUGAGGCAAACUGCUGUUAGUGUGUUCUUUAUGGGCACACAUUUGUCCAUCCUGUGCACAGUUUGCCAAAUAUCAGCGCCAUGACAUCUGUUUGACCGAUGAUGUGUCGGUGAUCUGAAACCUUUUUGGUGUCCGUCCUUUGGGAUCAGAGAGCAAAGGCUCCUUCUUGAGCCAACGUUUGGCACUAAUAUUAAUGGUCUCACGGGAAAGAACCUGUGGUCAAAGAGGCACGGAGGCCAGCGUAAACACAACACAUUGUGUUUAGAGUUAAUCUCCUGGUGAUAUCCAUUAUCAGAUGUCACGCUGAGAAAUUUAGAAAACCGAAACCUGAGGAAGGAGCAGGCUGAGGGAAGGCGGAGCCUGAUAAAAGGUCAGCUAUGAUAGCGAAUCAUACAGCAGCUGUUUUAAUCAAUAAUCACUUUGAUCAGUCGGUUUCUUCAGAUGUCUUGUUUUAAGUACAGUUUCGAGGUAUCUGUACUUUGAGUGCUUCUACUUCACCACACUUUAGGGGCUAAUAUUGUACAUUUAUUGGCUAAGUUGUACUCUUUACUUCUUAGAACCACA